Messenger RNA from Canis lupus familiaris (dog), 2059 nucleotides. RefSeq names its product melanoma-associated antigen 10-like. The transcript is spliced from 3 exons. Gene Ontology annotation, cellular component: nucleus. Gene Ontology annotation, biological process: negative regulation of transcription by RNA polymerase II. The coding region runs from base 500 to 1531 and encodes 343 amino acids. NCBI's taxonomy places the organism in Eukaryota, Metazoa, Chordata, Mammalia, Carnivora, Canidae. The record is from RefSeq and is a predicted model, not a curated record.
ACCUGCAGAGCCGGUGGGGCCCGAGCCGCAGCAACCACCCCUCGGGCGCUCAGGGACGACACGUCGGGGCCUGAGAGGCUCGGUGUAAGGGGCACCGACUGAGGUCUGCAGAGAGCCGAGGCCGCAGCCCGCCCGAGUCCGGGGAGGGAGGACCCGCGAGAGGACCCAGGGAGCCUCCCACAGGUGUCCUCCUACCCCCGCCACGCAGAGCCCAUCUCCCGCGGACGUGCAACCAGCCCUUAGGGACCCCUGGCACGGGGUCCGGAUGUGACGUGGGCCGACUUCCGCCUCGGAGGUCUGAGGGAGCGGAGGGCCUCGUGUGGGGGGCGCAUUGGGGUCCCCUGGAAGGAGGCCAGGCCCGGGCCGGCGGCAGCCGGGCAGCAGGGACUUCAAGAACUGGUAGCAGAGGCCUCAGUCUGAGGCGGGGGUCCCUCAGGACACAGAGCUGAGGAGGCGCGGGCCAGAGCCACUUGUCCAGGUUCAGCCCGAAUCUGACACCAUGCCCCUGAGGAAUAGCAGCGAGCUUUGGAAGCAGGGAGAAGACCUAGAGGAGGCCCAGGGCCAUGUGGAUGCCCAGCUGUCUGGGGCUGAGGAGGAGGAGGAAGGGGAGGAGGAGGUUCCACCUCCUCCCUCUACCCCAUCUCCCCCGUACCACCUAUCUCAUCUCUUUCUGUCCUCCUCCUCGUCCUCAUCCUCAUCCUCCUCCUCCUCAUCAUCAUCAUCAUCGUCGUCUUCUGCUUCUUUUUCCAUCUCUGGCAUGGUCUUUGGCCCCCCAGAGGGGGGGUCUACAGCUCCCGGGGCCCUGAGUGCUUCCCAGAGCUCUCAGAAUGCCAGCCCCUCCCCCAGUGGUGGGGCAGCUGGUGGCCUUGGCCAGUCUGAGCCGCCUGGCCCCAGUGGCCCAGGGGAGGCGGGAGAUGAGGAGCCCUUGGUGGAGGGCAGUUUCCACAUGAAGACGGCUGCCCUGGUGGUAUUCCUGCUCCUCAAGUAUCGCAACAAGCAACCCACCAGCAAGGCAGAGAUGCUGGAGGUCUUCUCCCCAGAAUACCAGGACGACUUCCCCGCCAUCUUGAGCCAAGCGUCCAUCUGCUUGCGGCUGGUCUUUGGCCUAGAUGUGAUUGAAGUGGAUCCCAGGGAGCACUCCUACGUCCUCAACCCCAUCCUGGGCCUCACCUGGGAUGGGAUGCUGAGCGGUCAGUGGGGCCUGCCCAAGACCUGCCUCCUGGGGCUGGUCCUGGGGUUGAUCCUCCUGCAGGACGGAUGUGUCCCUGAGGAGGAGGUGUGGGAAGCUCUGGGGUUCACGGCGGUGUACGAUGACCAAGAGCACAUCGUCUGUGGGGAGCCCGGCGACCACCUCACCAAUGUCUGGGUGCAGGAAGGCUACCUGGAGCGCCGGCAGGUGGCGGGCAGUGACCCUGCCCGCAACGAGUUCCUGUGGGGGCCCAGGGCCUAUGAGGAAACCAACAGGCUCCAGGUCAUGGACUUUCUGCUCCUGGUCGGUAGCAACAACCUGGGUUCCUCCCUGGUCCUGUGAGAAAAGAUUCUGAGAUAAGGAAGAGGGGGCUACAGCCCCAGGGGUGGCCAGUCCCUUUCCAGGCUUUUGUGGGGCCGGCAUGAAGGGAGGCCUCUGGGUGCUUCCUCCCGGUGUUGUCCUGUUGGGUGUGUAAAGAGAAAAGCCUGGGCGUUCUCAGGAUUUAAGGGCCAGGGCAAGUAGGGGGAAAGCAGGGCCAAGAGCCUCUCUUGGGCCCUGGGCUCUAUAAUGACCCCGGAAUCCGGAGCUUGGUUCCUUUGAGGAAGCUCCCCAUGUUUGUUCCUUGGGAUAGAAGGUUUCCCCAGCCCAGUGUGUAAGUGACACACACCCCUUCGUGUUCGUACUCCCCCAGUUUAAGAGUUAGAUUUUUGUCAUGUCCUGCAUACAAGUUGGUAGACCUUCCCUUCUUGUUUGGGUUCUGGAUGAAAUCAGAGGGCAAUGGUGUUGGAAUUUGUUGGAAUGGCCAAGAGUGCAGCAGGCAAGUGGUGGAGUGUGGAAAUUAGAAAAUAAACCUUGUUCACUUUUCAUUUC